UGUCAGUUAGGUGUCGCAUGGUUUACGUAAAAGCCGCACAAACUUUUUGAUUUUUUAAUUAAAAUACAAUUCUGUAAGGAAACCAAAGUGAAAAGCCAUGUCUGCUAGCCUUACUCGAGUGUGGGAGCGCCUGCCAGGCAAAAAACAGGCCGCACAAAGCAGCGUCCGCUUGUUUUCCAGUCAAGAGCAAAAACAGCAGCCAGAAGUGGAAGUCGACGAAGAGUUCCGAGUGCUGAAUCUGCGGGCGGUGAAGCAGCAGUUCCAGCGGCGUCAGCAGCCGCGCAGGGAUCCCACCACUCCGCCGCGCACCACCCGCAUGGCGGUGGAUCAGGACUGGACGUCCGUUUGGCCAGGGCCGAGGUCCUUCCACCCGGCCAGUGUGCCCCUGCCGCUCCGCCAGGGAUUCACGGAACGCGGGGCAGCGGCCCCCUCGAAGUUCGCCAAUGCGGAGCUCAUGAAGAUCCCCAACUUUCUGCACCUGACUCCGCCGGCCAUUCGGCAGCAGUGCGAGGCCAUCAAGAGAUUCUGCACGCCCUGGCCAAAGGGGCUGGAGACGGAGGCCAAGUGGCAGCGUCACUUCCCCGUGGAGGUCACGACCACAGACUACUGCCACAGCUUGCCCACAAUCCGGAACCCCGAGGCCAGGAGGGUCACCGUUUCGCUGAAGCUCUCCGAUCUUAAGUUCGACUCGCACGCCCGGGACAAGUUCCUGCGCCUCGUGGGCGAUCGCUACAACAAGGACACCGACGUCCUCACGUUCGUCACGGAUCGGUGUCCGCAAAGGAAGCAGAACUACGACUACGCCAUGUACUUGCUCACCGCUUGCUACCACGAGUCCUUCAUCACCGAGCCCUGGGAGGCAACGAAGUCGGAAGCGGACAUGGAGGUCUACCUGUUCGAGCGGAACCAGUCGAAGCUCUCCGCCGAGGGAAUCCUCAACUGGGGCGCCAAGGAGGGAGCUCCCAAGGUGGCUCCCAGUGCCAGCUACGCCAGCUGCGUCGAGCAACUGAUCAACGAGGGCGAAAACGAGUACAACUUGGGCCAGUACAAGGAGGAGGUCAAGAAAAUGUUGAAUAUUGCUUAGGGAUUUCAAAACGACAAUGGAAGUGUUAGAAACCAAUAAACUUUUUAAAUUAA
Messenger RNA from Drosophila ficusphila, 1137 nucleotides. It is a transcript of the gene mRpS35, whose product is annotated as 28S ribosomal protein S35, mitochondrial. Gene Ontology annotation, cellular component: mitochondrial small ribosomal subunit. The transcript is spliced from 2 exons. Gene Ontology annotation, molecular function: structural constituent of ribosome. The record is from RefSeq and is a predicted model, not a curated record. Gene Ontology annotation, biological process: mitochondrial translation. NCBI's taxonomy places the organism in Eukaryota, Metazoa, Arthropoda, Insecta, Diptera, Drosophilidae. The coding region runs from base 98 to 1084 and encodes 328 amino acids.